CAUCAUGACGGUGGGCGCGCGGCUCCGGAGCAAGGCGGCUAGCAGCUUCCCGCGCCGCGGACCCCGGGGCCGAGCCCGAUUGCAGGGGGACGAGGACACGGCCGCCAUCCUCGAACACCCCGAGUGCGCGGACCCCGCGGCCGAGGGGGCGCCGGGGACGCGGCGCGCGGGGGGCCGGACCGCACGGCGGGUGCACUUGGCGGUGCUGCCCGAGCGCUACGAGCCGCUGGAGGAGGCGGCGUCGCCUGAGAAGCCCAAGAAGAGGUACCGACAGAAGCUGAAGAAGUACGGCAAGAACGUGGGCAAGGUCAUCACCAAGGGCUGCCGCUACGUGGUCAUUGGCCUGCAGGGCUUUGCCGCCGCCUACUCUGCCCCCUUUGGAGUGGCCACCAGCGUGGUGUCUUUUGUCCGCUAGGAAAUACUACUGGGGCCCCUGCUACCAAUGUGGAUGGAAGCCCCAGCUCUGGGAAGAAACUUUCAGACUUGAACCUACCAGGAAAAAAAAAAAAGCCUUUGUUGAAGAGAAUGAAUGCUGUCACUGCAGUAGCCCUGCGUAUCUGCUGAGCUCUCACAUCUCAUCACUGUGGCACCUGCUGGCUCCCAUGGACGAUCCUGCAGGGAAUUUGGCCCCUAUCAGGGUUGUAGUUAAGAGGUUGUUCGCUGAAACCUGAGCCUUCACAGAAACUAUAGUGGGGGGGCUGGCAAGGGAACUCAUACUGAUGACACCGGCCUCUGGGUGGGCAGCGCCAUGGGGAAAUGUUGGAUGGAUGAGCACCUGUCUCCUUGGAAGGUGGCAGUGGACAGGGCAGCCCAGCCCUGGGCAGCUGGAGUCAUUCUGGGGGCAGCAGAGGAGCUUAUCUUUCUGAAGUCGUGCCACCUCAUUGACCCCUCCACCCCAGGUCCCCAGGCUGGAGAAGAUGGAAGGCAAAUCUCUGAAGCCUAGAGGCUUUGAAAACUGCUGCUGUGUUGGGCUGUUUUUGAAGUAGCUAAAAGUAUAAAAACGUGCCAUUCUCACCCCUCUUGGUCAGGAGAGAUAGAGGCUGCUGACAAGACUCCUGAGGGCUCUUGUGAGGAGGGAGACCCAUGGGACCCCAUGUUCGGCCCCUCCUCCUUUGAGCCAGGUUGAGAAGGUGGCUUUGUGUCCAAGAGGGAGAGGAUCCACCUGGAAAGCAGAGGAUGUGGUUUAGAGAAGGAACCUGUAUGGAAUUCACAGGUGCGAACGGAGUGGGGAUGUUGGACCAGACAGUGGACGUCAGAAUCCAAUUGGCUUGAUCAGUGUUGGGAAGUCCCUGGGUGGUCUGGGCAGCACCCGGGAGCUGGAGCUGGGCGGGAGAGGUGCCAGGCCUGCUUCCCAGAGCCACGAGGCCUGGGAGCUCAGUUAGACUGCCUGGGCAGCACUUUGCUUUCUGUUUGACUCACCUCACCUGGAGGGAAAGUUAGCGUGGGCAGGCAUCCCAGCCUGGCACCCCCCAGGGAUAACCAUCGGUGCCCAUUUGAACCAUCAGAGUGAGAAAUGAGAAUCAAAGAAAGUCAGAGAUUCAUAGGGACCAUUGUUCUAUUUCUAAAAUAUCUAGAAGCUGGUCAGUCUACAUUACUAAUGGCAGUUUCCCAUGUCUUACAAGAGGGCUUCAGCCCUCAUGGUUGAUUGGUCAAAGCCAACUGGGUGGUAUUGGAAAGUGGAGAAAGGGAGAGACAGACAGACAGAUGGACAGAAAAGGGAAGUGGCCGUGAAGCUACACUCAGCUCCAUGUUCAGAGAUUCAUGUCAAAGAUGAAGUUGGACCCAAUGCCUGCAUUAAUAUUUGUGAGGAGAAGAGAAAACAAAUGGUCUUGUUUUAGCUGCUUCACAUGGCAUAUUUCCAGGCUAACCCCAUAGUUAGAGUUUCCUGACCACACUGGGAGCCAGGGCAAAGGAGAGCAGGAAGUGGAGGCAAAAGCAAAGCAUUGUAACUGAGAAGAGCUCAGUCCUGGCCCAGUCCUGGCUUGUCACAGGAAGGGAAGCCGGUGGGUUUGGAGUGGGGAGAGGGAAAGGUGUUGAGGGAGCCCACCAGGUGUCCUGGGGGCGACAAGGCUGUGUGGCCUGGGAGCAGCUGGGCCUGUUCAUGAGAGACCUUCCCACCCUGCUCCCCAAAUUGGACACACUGUAAAAGCAAGCCUAUAUGGCUCUGAAAUUCCUGAAGUCUUACCCAGAAAUUUCCAAAGUCGUCAGCUGCAGGAGCCAGUGUCUAGGAGCCAGAGUCAUAUUUAAGGAAGAUGAGCUUUGAGCUUUUCCUGUCGCUGCCACUGAGCCCUCCCACCCACUUCUCAGGUGGCCUCUUGCCUUUUUUCUCUUUCAUACCUGACUGCGAAUUGACUGUAGAGAUUUCUCUUUAUGUAUUUUACCCACUUUGGGCAACUUUUCUUGCUCUAAAUAAAUAAAAUUCCCAGUUUCUUG
Molecule: messenger RNA, 2433 nt
Organism: Condylura cristata (star-nosed mole)
Lineage: Eukaryota; Metazoa; Chordata; Mammalia; Eulipotyphla; Talpidae
Gene: CUNH1orf115
Product: chromosome unknown open reading frame, human C1orf115
Exons: 2
Coding region: 5-415 (136 amino acids)
Source: RefSeq, a predicted model, not a curated record